CUUGCCCACUUCCGGUAAAGACGAGAUCGGACGUCGUCGCUGCGCGCGCCGUGAACAUGUCGCCCUCGUCGUCGACGCGGUCUCUCCUCCUCCUCCUCCUCGUCGCGGCCGCCGCAUUUCAAAACGCGGUGCGCUGCGAGGCCAGACCGAACCUCGUGCUGAUCCUCACCGACGACCAGGAUGUCUCGCUGGGCGGAAUGACACCGCUAAGCAAGACACAGAAGCUUAUUGGAGAUGCAGGCUUCACAUUCACCAACAUGUUUGUGUCGAGCCCACUGUGCUGCCCCAGCCGCAGCAGCCUGCUGACGGGCAAGUACCCGCACAACCACGGCGUCACCAACAACUCCCUGCAGGGCAAUUGCAGCGGAGCAACGUGGCAGAAGCGCGAGGAGCCGCACGCCCUGCCCAUGCGCCUGCGCACCGCUGGGUACCAGACUUUCUUCGCUGGGAAGUACCUGAACCAGUACGGAUCUGCUGAAGUGGGUGGCCCCUCGUACGUGCCCCCAGGCUGGGAUGAUUGGCUGGGCUUGGUGAAGAAUUCCAAGUACUAUAACUACACCGUGUCUAACAAUGGCAAGGAAGAAUUCCAUGGGCAGAACUACACGAUGGACUAUUUAACGGACUUAAUAACGAACAGGUCGCUGGAGUUCCUGGAGGACCGGUGGCGCGUGAGUCCCUUCUUCAUGAUGAUCUCUCCGCCCGCCCCCCACGAGCCGUGGGAUGUGGCGCCGCAGUACGCCAACAGCUUCCCCGACACGCGGGCACCGCGCACCAAAAGCUUCAACGUGCACGGCAAGAAUAAGCAUUGGUUGAUACGUCAGGCGCGCACUCCAAUGGCGAACACAUCCAUCGCGUACCUGGACAAGAUCUUCAGAAAGAGGUGGCAGACUCUGCUGUCUGUUGAUGACCUCGUGGAGAAAGUGGUCAAGAAGCUGGAGGAAACUGGAGACCUGAAAAACACUUACAUUCUGUUCACGUCCGACAACGGCUAUCACGCAGGCCAGUUCUCGCUACCCGUCGAGAAGUCCCAGCUGUACGAGUUCGACAUCCGGGUUCCGCUGUUGCUCAGAGGGCCCGGUGUCGCGGCCAACCAGAAGUGCUCGAAACUGGUGGCGAACGUGGACAUAGCCCCCACCCUGCUGGAGCUGGCAGGCCUCGACGUGUCCAAGACCGACAUUGACGGGAUGUCGCUGCUGCCGCUGCUGAACGAGACGAGCAAGGCACCGUGGAGGACCGAUGUGCUCGUCGAAUACCAGGGCCAGGGGGCCCACAGCGACCCCCACUGCCCCAACUUGGGCCCAGGCGUCUUUCACUGCUUCCCGGACUGCGUGUGCGAGGACUCAAUCAACAACACGUACGCGUGCGUGCGCACCCUCUCCAAUUCCGCCAACCUGCAGUACUGCGAGUUUGCCGACACAGAGGAGUUUGUCGAAGUCUACAACGUGACCAGUGACCCGGAUCAGCUGACCAACAUCGCCAAGAGCGUCGACCCCUCGGUGCUCGUGCGCAUGAACCAGCGGCUCAUCAUGCUUCAGUCGUGCCACGGCCCCAGUUGCCGCUCGCCCGGGGCGCUCGACCCGGGUUUCAAGUUCGACCCAGCAGCCAUUUUUCCAGGGAAACCUUUUGCCCAGAGAGCACGGUUCCUUCCCUGACGACGUCGCCACCUUCACGCCUCCUCCACGACACGAGUGGCCCACUAAGCGUUGUCCUAAAUGUUCCCCAGUCCAUGCUAAACUGGGGGAAUGCCUACCGUGUGGUCUCUAAGGGCCCACGCGAAUGCACAGGUGUGAAUGCCGAUUGUUUUGUUGGUGUGUGUGCCCGUUUUUUAUAUUAUUCAUGUUUAGUUUUAACUGUGCCCCAUGUGCCAGUACCACACAUGGUUCCCCAUAUCUCACCCAGCCAAUCACUGGCAUAAGUCAAUCGGAAGCCCUGUGUUCUAUAGUUAUAGUUAAACCAAAUUGGUCCACAGCUGCAGCAGAUUGUGGCUGGCAUGUCGACACACGUCAUCAUCAGGCUCGGGCUUUGUCAGCAGUUGGUUGGGUGACAACGAAGACAAUGUCAUGUCACACUCAAAGUGGCAUUCGAUGCUCUCUGUUACAAGUUAUUAUUUUUGCAGUAUUAGAAGACAUUGCCAAAAGAAGCAUUAGCCCCGAUAUAUGGUGUUAAUUUAUAAAUUAUUUCUAAUCUGUGGAUGUUAAACAUUCUGUUGUGUUUCACACAGUGUAGUGAAUCGAUCAGUUUUCUCAAUUUGGGGGCCGCAAUUUGAUUCAAUAAUAUAUUUUUGUCUUCUCCCAUUAACCAUCUUGUUUGUAUCGUUGCUUUUUCUGCCUCUCAUUUGUACAGUUUUUGUGUUCACUCGAUUGGCCUCAACGUAACAUGAGCAUAUCAUUUGCAUGCAUCAAAAUAGUUGGUUCUUACACUCACAACGCAUGCAUUGUGAGUGUAAUGUUCGCUUUACGUCCUUGAAUCAAUGCGUCGUUACACGUUUUAGGCUCCAUAGAAUGGGUUGAGGUCAAGAGCUCGCCCUGGCCAGCGAUGUCGAUACCACCACUCACCCACCACCAACACCACCAACACCACCGCCACCACCAACACCACCCACCCACCACGGCUUCUUGCUGUGAGACUCGUCAGCUGUUGUCGCCACCCGAACCUUUGAGGUCUCCUCUCGUCGGCUCCCAGUGUCUGGGUUUGUCUGCACCUUGCUGCUCUCCUAUCUCGGCCUCUGCUCUCGUGUCCGUCACCUGCCCUCAUCCAUCUUGCACAUUUGGCCGUGAACUGCAACAUCCUGGCAUCCAUAGUUGGCACCACAUUGGAAAUAUCCUCUCUGACUUAGCAGCCUGUAGUAGAACCAAUAGACUUGAGCUCCCCACUAACACUCCAUGUGGACAGGUUGAUAUGACCCCAACUGACUUACAUUUUACAGGAAAAAGUAAGCAUUAUUAGAGUCUAUAACGAUAAAAGAUACAUUUUACUCGUAAAUAAUAUAUUUAGUACUUAACAUAUAAAUGUACUAAGGGGUUCUUCAAGUUAAAAAUCACACUGCUCAUAGAAGGUGAGUAGUCAAACGCUCCGUUCUUUUGUGUUAACCCAAGCCAAGGUGGACUAUGCCCUGGGCUACAGCACCUCCACGUAUUCGAUGCAGACUCGUGACUGCCAUCUGCAGCAUCGAAAUCCCACCGACUGCCCCCAUUGCAAAUGGUGGUGGUGCUGCUUAUGCUAUAAAUAAUUUGCAUGAUUCUAUAUUCAAAGUUUCAUACUUUACACUUUUGUAAAAGCCCACUUCGAUGACCUCCGUUGAGACAGGUGGCUUGCUAAGGAACUGAGACGGAAUUGAAGCGCAUAACGCGUGAACUAGCGCCGCCUUCCAGGAACUUGUGAUGUGAAGGCACUCAGACAAUGAAUCGUGUAUUCAAGUACGGAGGAAGGAUCGCCAAUCUCUCAAGCUCCAAACAAAACCUGACAUUUCCUGGCUUCAAACAACUGCCCUGUUACGCAUCUCAGCUGUCUGUUCAAAUGAGCGAUGAGAUGGCAUUCCGCCAUUAGUAGCCCUGAGCGAGUGUGGUGGAAAUUCCACAUUCACUUGCGGUGUUUAGUCUCCACUGCAGCACAGAAAAGUGGUUCUCAUUUUCUUAAAUUAAACGGAGUGUGGUGUGAGUAUAGCGCCACCCAGCCGCAUGUAUGAAUGACAACAAGCGACGUGUUACUUGCUAUUUCGCAUAAAUAUUGCCGAGUUGUGACAAUCUGUGAUGUGCCAGUGCUUGGCAAGUUAGCAAAUACGUUUGCUCACAUUAAGGGAACGUCCUUGGCCUAACGAAACCUUCGCCUAUAAUGUUUACCAAUUUUGUACCCCUGUGUAUUCAGACUAAUCAACACGUAGCGACGUUGAUAUGCUCGUCCAAGUCAUAGUAUUAUGUUCAUGUGGACAGCGCUUUAGCCACUUGAUACCAAGCUUCAGAGAUUGUCUGGAGGCGGCUCAGUCCGAGGGAGACUGAAGCGGGACGCGGACCGAGGCUUGAGAAAGCUGUGCCUCCACGCGGCCCACUGCCGCGGUUUACAGGUCCUGAGGGGAGUUCGUGUGCUCCGCUAGGCGACGUGGCACGAUUACCACAAUUCAGGUCGAGAUGCUGAGCUGGGACUACAUAAAUACAAUGAUAGCUCUACCUACACCAAGUAAACCAGUCCACCUGUGCCAUCGACUGACGUGUUAUCCACACGCAGACGUGUUACCCACACGCUUGGGGAACGCACCAUCCCAUCUGCAUUGGGAGCGUUUACGUGGCGGGAGCCGGUGGAGGUGUUCCACGUUCUAAACGGGACCGGUCUCUCCACCCGAACACCACGGGUGACUUGCCAGGAGUGACGCUCUCGUUUUAUUUUAUAACCAAAAACCGAAAGAACAUCACCAAGUUGAUCAUUGAUCGUGGUGCAUAUUGAUUUUAGUUUAACGACUAUUUUCACCGAUUCUUUAAAAACGGCGUGAAUCUGCACUAUUACUUGUGUCGCCUCGUGCAAAUGCAUCCUAAUCUGUGUGCACGAUGUGCCUCGCGCGUGCGGGUUUGUUGCGUUUGCCUCGCAAGAGUUGGGCAGUCGUGAGUCUCCGUGAAUGCCCUUCCACUGCUCGGGUUCCCUCCAGCUGCGCCCCCCCCCCCACAAAAUGGAACAGUCCGACGUGGGCUUAUACAAUGAAAAAGGAAAUCCAGCACUGCAUCUUCCUGUGGUACCACAAUAGUUUUAAAGUUCGUUAAUUUAACCAAGCUGUGUGCUGUACUACUCGCAACUACAUAGUGGCAAUUGUAGCUUUGAAAAUUGUGGUUUAGACCGCAGCAUCUUUAACGUCCCUGUGAGAUGAAACAGGCAACAAAAUCGCUCAACAGAAGACAAAUCAAAGGGCAAACCAUCAAGAGAGGUGAGUGUAGUCAUUUUGGCACCCGUUUGGUUGUGGCUGUUGACACACGGCGUUGGAUUUCUAUAUUUAGAUCGUUCCAUUUUCUACCUGGGCAGGGACAAACGUGGAGUGACCAAAAAUGAAGCGACCGAGGGAAUGGCUGCGAGCGUUGAGAAACAGCCCCCCGGCAGGCAGGUAUCAUCGGUGCUGAAAGGCAAAUAGCGCCGCUGCCUGCCCGCACCAAGUGGGCCCAGACCUCUUGCGUCGCGCGAGCCCCAGCACACACCGGAAUGCCACUUUGUAACUCAACUACAACCUCGGAGCAGCGUGGGGUGGAGCACCCAAUCCAACUCUGUCCUUCAACUUUUAUAUCAAUCUGCUCGCCUCCCACUCGCCCGAAUCGCACCGCUUGCACCAAUGGCUUUGUGUUUUUCCAUUUGGUUUGGUCGCUGUUUAGUUUGCGUGGACAGAGCUGCAGUGUUGUUGCAAUCUUUCAGGCGUCUACCGUGGCUAAGCUAUGCGUAGGAGCGUCUCUUCUUGACAUCGCGAUGGAGCUGCUGUUCUCUGUGGGGCCCAUGCUGCUGAACUCUGGGUUCGUUGGAUUUGGUGGCAGUUGAUGUCUUCUUAGUGCAUUGGCCAAUACUGAAAUGUUCACAAAUAGUGUGUUUGUGUUUUCUAGGUUAUUUAAAUCGUGUACUACAUGUUGAUUUAUUUCGCAUUGAUCCAUUUUAUUCUGCAAAUGCUUAGUUGAAAUAAAGUUUGCGUUAAUUUAAAGAUAAUUCUUAGUUUAAGUUAUGAGUAACUUUUAAAAGCUGUAUUACUAAAACUGCUACAAAUGUUAGCAGAAGUGUUAUUUAAAACUUGGGUUAACACCAAAAACCUUGUACGAGUCUCGUCAUGUAAACACAGACCAUGGUUAUAAUAGCGUAAUGGUCCAGUACUGACAAACAUCCAGAGAGCGCACGCGUUUCCGCGAUUAUUGACCCAUUUAUCCUCUGUAAAGGUGAUUUAGCCAAGUUAAACACACACGUGUGUGCCGCUGCGGCAGGUACAAUGCAACGGUUCUGCUAUCGGACCAUUAUUGUUGAUGGCGGCGUCUUUGAGAGGUUCCUUGGGUCGAGGAGUGUUGCUCCGCCACGCACGUGACGCUCGCGUGAACCGACCCACCACCGCCCCGUGAACACCGAUUGAAAUUUCCUUUGAAAUGUUAUUAAAAAAGUAAGUUGACUUGAA
Lethenteron reissneri (Far Eastern brook lamprey) is the source of this 6121-nucleotide messenger RNA. It is a transcript of the gene GNS, whose product is annotated as glucosamine (N-acetyl)-6-sulfatase. The record is from RefSeq and is a predicted model, not a curated record. Gene Ontology annotation, biological process: glycosaminoglycan metabolic process. Gene Ontology annotation, molecular function: glycosaminoglycan binding; N-acetylglucosamine-6-sulfatase activity. Lineage: Eukaryota; Metazoa; Chordata; Hyperoartia; Petromyzontiformes; Petromyzontidae.